CAUCAAGUCACUUCCAACCACGUAGAAAGUUCAUCUCGUCAGUCGUAGCAGCCUCUCGAAUCGUUCCGUGAACCCCCCCGCCGCCGCCUAUCGUUCUCGUCAUAGUCGAACGAGAUGGUGAAGGAGGCAGCGGAUCCAUGCGCCACCCCUGGUACCGCCGCGUCCCCCAAGCCAAAGUGGCCACUCAGUCAGGUCGAGUGCCUCCUGCGGGAGAAAAUCCUCGAGCGUACCAAACUGCACGAUGGCAAGUUUGUCUACCAGCAAGCGUAUCGUCUCUUGGAAGUGAACCGCGGCAAAGGCAUUGACGUGGCCUCGUUUCGACACGCGAUCAAAGUGACGUUGGCGCUGGACGUCGACGACGCCGACAUCUUGGCGCUGUUCCAAAAGUACGACGAGGACGGCAACGGCACGAUCGAGCUGUACGAGUUCAUCGACAGGGUGCUGCCCCAGGACUACGACCCAGACGUGCAGUCGUGGAUCGAAAAGAGUGUCGAGCGGUGCGAGGCACAGCAAGACGCGAUGCGCGAGGCCGACCGCAAGGCGUUUCUCGGCGGGCGGACGUUCCAGGACGCGUACAACAGCCACCUCACCGUGGACGAACUGCGCGCGGACAUUUCAUGCAAGUUGCAACAGCGGAUUCCCAAAUGCAUCGACCGCCUGCGCAGCGCGUUCAAGCUGCUCCACAGCGGCGCCGACGCGCCCAUGUCCCCGCUGGACUUUCGACAGAGCCUCCGCACCACGCUCGGGAUUGCGCUGACCGAAUCGCAAACCCACGGCCUUCUCCAGGGGUAUAUACACCCCGGCGACGGCUCCGUGGACGUCCAAGCGCUGCUGCAGAACAUGUUCCAGACUGAAAACAAAGUCCAGCCCACGGAUCUAGUGGACGGGUUGUUUGACGACGACGACGCGGUGCUCACGGAAGCCGCCAACCAUUAUGGCAAGCGACACAUUGUGCCCGGCAAGGGCGAGCCAGUGCCCGAGCGGUACCAGAAGCGUGUGCACGGGUACUUUCGCACCAAGAACAAACACACGAACCCGUUGCGCCUGCAGAAACCACUGCCCCCCCGACGCCGCGCCACGACCAAGUUCCAAGUGCCGGCAGUUGCGACUAAGUUGCGCCACACCGCCCCCCUGACCGGACUGCUUCCGGUGCAGCCGUCCAAACAAAAGCCGGCCAUGGCCCGGUCGUUCUGGGCGCGGAUAAAACCAGCGCUGUCAGCUCGACCUGAGCCCGCCCCACCGGGGGACAGUUCCAGUGCAACGAAGGUGACGACAAGACGACCGUCGCCCCGGCUGAUCGCCCCCGUCCGCGUGGGGCCCCACCCAACCGAUGCGUUGGCCCACGCUAUCGACAAAUUGCAUGUGGGGUACGAAGCGCCUCGGGUCGCAGUGAGCCACCAGCUGCAGCUGUCGGCCGUGCCAUACAAGUCCAACAAACCCAACUGGCGCAUCAGCGAAAACACGUUUUCAUGUCGAUAAACGGAAUUAAUAUUGUCAUUCUUUUACCCCAAAUGUAAAGCACUUUUGUGUUG
Messenger RNA from Aphanomyces astaci, 1532 nucleotides. RefSeq lists its product as hypothetical. Lineage: Eukaryota; Oomycota; Saprolegniomycetes; Saprolegniales; Verrucalvaceae. Gene Ontology annotation, molecular function: calcium ion binding. Bases 115 to 1479 code for a protein of 454 amino acids. The record is from RefSeq and is a predicted model, not a curated record. The transcript has 2 exons.